AUGCGCAAACUACAACUUUUAAUCACCAUUUCACCACGUCUAAAAUACAGUACAUUAUUCAGAUCAAGAAAAAAAAUCACAAAAGCCGCUCAAGAACACAUCAUGAGCCGAUAUUGGUACAUAAUUCACCCUCACAGCCUUUUAGAAUAUUACUAUUCAUUUUAUAUUACCCUGGUUUAUAUUUUGGCAAUGAUUACUGUACCGGUUUUGGUGGUUACGCCCUCCACCAAUUUUUUUACGGGUUAUGUCGAUGAUGCUGAAGAAGUCGUGGUUUUGGAAACGAAACGUAUUGCUAAGAAGUAUGUGAUGUUUUAUUUUUGGAUGGAUUUGGUGAGCGCUGUGCCUGGGUUGACGUUUUUUGCAGGGAAUACGAAAACUGGUAGGUUGUUUGUUUUACGCCUACCCAAAACUCUUGCUCUACGGACGCGUCAUAACCCUAAAACACCUCAUUUUCAACUACUUCGACAAGCUGGGAAUAAAAACAAAAUACCACGAAGUGAUUUUUAUAAUAAUCUACACAUUCCUGACAUGUCACAACGUGAAUCCGAUUUCACGUUAUCCGUCCAUUUGGAAAACAUGAAAGUAUACUUUGUCGACAUGUUUUCGCACCGGGAAACCAGUUUUAUUGGUGAACCAAGAUACGCCUUAGUCUAUCUAAUAUCUAGCAUCACGAAUAUAUUCAAUGUAUCCUACAUCAUGGCUGUUAUAAUUAAUUUUAUCUUCAAUCAAUUCAUGCCUAAUACAAACUACGAGAGUAUGAUGUCUCAGUUGAAUGUGUAUAUGGCGGUGAAAAAAGUUCCGCAAAGGGUUCAGAAAAAGAUCAGGAAUUACUAUAGUUAUAGGUACAGACAGAAACAUUUUAAAGAAGAAGUCCUGAUUUCUAUGUUGACGCCUAAUUUAAGAACUGAUUUGAAAUUGACCUGGUGCGGGAAGGUUUUUGAGAAGAUGGAUUUGCUGAAAAAUAUGCCGAGGUACGUCCUAGAACUUCUAAUGCGACACCUAAAGGCCGAAAUAUAUUGCCCAAACGACACAAUAAUUAGAGUGGGAGCUAGGGGCGACUGUAUGUAUUUCCUUGUAACAGGUUCAGUGACGAUUAUUACCGCAAAUGGACGAGAAGUGUGUCAUUUAUACGAUGGAGACUUUUUUGGAGAAACAGCUUUAGUGUUGAAGGGCCAGAGAAGAUUGGCCAGUGUUGUGGCCAUUGAGUAUUGUGAAUUAUUCAGAUUGGACGCCCAUGAUUUUAUUAGGAUUGCAAAAGAGUCUCAGGAGUUAACUGAUAGAUUGAAGGCUGUUGCACAGGAUAGGAGAUCUGAGACUAAUUUAUUUGAGAUGGAAAGAAUGCAGACUAUGAGGGAUAAUUUUGAAGUUUAUGAAGAAUAUUGA
This is a messenger RNA of Ctenocephalides felis (cat flea), 1383 nucleotides long. RefSeq names its product potassium channel KAT1-like. The coding region runs from base 1 to 1383 and encodes 460 amino acids. The record is from RefSeq and is a predicted model, not a curated record. Lineage: Eukaryota; Metazoa; Arthropoda; Insecta; Siphonaptera; Pulicidae. The transcript has 5 exons.